AUGUCCUACAUCCAAUGGGAUGCUGAUAACAAUGCACACAGUCAGAACUUCAGCAUCGCCACUCCUCCAGGCUCUAAGGUGGGCUCUUCAGAGGAGUGUAGUCGUCUCCUCAAAGAGCUACAUCGACGGAAGCUCACCGAGACCAGAAUGGCUGAUGAAAUCGAUCAGCUUGAGCGGGAGAGGGCUGCCCUUAAAAGCCAACUAGCAGAAGCAGCCGACAGCCUCCGUGAACGGCAGCGCGAAUUGGCUUCUGCAUCAACUGAUCUUGAGGUGUCUCGUGCGGGGGAACGAGGGGCGGUAUGUGAAGCGGAAAGGUCCCGCAGCGAACUGGACAAGUUGCGCGUCGAAAAUGCCCGACUCAAACGAGAACUGGAAGAUAGAAUUCGCGAUGGCGCACUUCUUGUUGUUGACAGAGAGAACACCAUACGACAUCUCCAGCAAGCCCUUCAUAGUGCCAUAUCAUGGGCAUUAGAGAACGAUGAAGCCGGUGCGGUACUGGAGCAGGCACCUAGUAGUACUGAUGUCAAAGCAUCUACCUCCUCGACAACAUUGGAUGUGGACCUUGGUUGGGCUCCGAGUGAAAUUAUGGACUACUUUGAGACCUACGACACGAUGUACUACACCUGUGAGAUCGAUACUGCAAACGGAGCCGAGGAGCUCAUUGAGGUCAAGGAGGAGUGGUCUUGA
This is a messenger RNA of Perkinsus marinus ATCC 50983, 687 nucleotides long. RefSeq names its product gliding-associated protein 45, putative. The record is from RefSeq and is a predicted model, not a curated record. The coding region runs from base 1 to 687 and encodes 228 amino acids. The transcript is spliced from 3 exons. Lineage: Eukaryota; Perkinsozoa; Perkinsida; Perkinsidae.